This is a messenger RNA of Pichia membranifaciens NRRL Y-2026, 3030 nucleotides long. RefSeq lists its product as hypothetical. The transcript has a single exon. The record is from RefSeq and is a predicted model, not a curated record. Gene Ontology annotation, molecular function: protein phosphatase activator activity. Bases 138 to 2720 code for a protein of 860 amino acids. Gene Ontology annotation, biological process: DNA damage response; protein dephosphorylation. Gene Ontology annotation, cellular component: nucleoplasm; protein phosphatase 4 complex. NCBI's taxonomy places the organism in Eukaryota, Fungi, Ascomycota, Pichiomycetes, Pichiales, Pichiaceae.
UCUCUCUGUCUUUUUUUCUCACCAGCAGCGAGCACCCAUUAUCACCACAAACAGACUUUAGAGCAUCUGACAGCACCCACCCUUUCGUUGGCAUAAGUUAGUUCCGCCAGCCGUCUCUGUUUCCGCGUAAGCACCCAAUGACGCUGGCUCCGACAACACACCCGGAUCCAGAGACACCAGCGAACGACUUUCCCGAGUCUCCGCAGAAAGCGUCCGCCCCACAACCGGCCAGCGAGAAUAGCGCCAGCUCACCCCGGACAACAAUGACGACACAGAUGUCUCCACUGUCGCCCACCCCGUUAUCUGUAUCCAAAGUACAGACACAGGAAUUGCAGCCGACAACAUCUGUGUUCACCGGGCCGGAGGAGAUCCCCGAGGACCCUGUCCAUACAGAAACAACGGUUCACAUGGAAGAGAUUGCAGAUCCGGUCUCAGAUUCUGAAACAACGGCCGAUAAAGCAAAUCAGGUGCCUUCUCAGGGAGAGGAAAAGCACCAGGAAACAACAGUAAUGUACAAAGAACACCAAGUCAUCAGAGACGAUCCGAACAGUGAUAGCGGAGAUAAUUCUCCACGAAGGGUGAAGCUCUACACACUCUCUGCAGACAAAUGGGUUGACUGCGGUACUGGAUACUGCAGCGGUAAACUUGAGCCCAUACCGCACUUUUUUGUGGUGAAUGAGUCUGACCCGAAAGACGUUCUUCUAAACUCCCCAAUACGAGGCUCCACCCAGUACCAACGGCAGCAGGACACUUUGAUAGUAUGGACUAACGAAGACGGAACUGACUACGCGUUGUCGUUCCAGGAAACAGACGGCUGUCUGCAGCUCUGCGAGUUCUUAAUUGAGAUCCAGAACAACAAAAUUGCUCCCAACAUCAGCCUCGUGGCCAUCAUACAAAGUGCCGAGGGAGAGAUAACAGAGAUCAUUGCCGGCCCGGCACCCGAGUUGCCCGUCCCGAGCGUCGAGAACUUGGAGAACAUCUUGGACAUGCUAACGAUAAAUCAGUUCAAAAAUAGGAUCAUCGGCCAAAUAUUGAAGAGUGGUGGCGAAUGGCUGGUUCAACUCGCGCACAUCUUCACCUCCUGCGAGGACAACCACCAGCUCUCCAACAUCUACUGUCUCAGCGACAUUGUCAAAACCUUGGUCUAUUUCAACGAGAUCGACAUUUUUGAAUUGCUCAUUCAGGGAGAUAUAUUGCAAAAUGUUGUUGGCAUUUUGGAAUACGAGCCGGAAUUCCCCGGCCUGAAGAUGAAUUGGAGAGACUUUUUGAACGAAAAGGUCAAGAUCAAGGAGGUAAUCAAGGUCAACGAUGACGCAAUAGAAGAAGAGAUCAGAAAGUGUUUUGUCUUGCGGUUUUUGAAAGAUGUCGUGCUGGCUAGACUCCUAGACGACUCGGGACUCAACUGUAUUUCGACAAUGAUUCAAAACAAAGAAAGCCGGAUCUUAGACUUCAUGCAGAACAAUGACAGCUUUUUGAAAGAGUUGUUUGCAUUAUAUGGCGAUGACGAAGACGAAGAAGAUGACGAAAAAAGUCUAGAAAAAUACCGGAGGAAAAUAGAUGGAAUCAAGCUCAUCAACCAAUUCGUUCUUAUCUCGAAAACACAGCAACCUUUCCAAAGAACCGAAUUCUACAAAGCCUUGAUUGCCAAGGGGUUGAUGUCGAUGAUCAAGUUUUCCACGAGAGAGAAGGAGAUUGAAAGCCGAAUCCUGGUCACCGAGGUAAUUGUCACUAUUAUCGAGCAUGAGAUACUGCUCUUCAAGAACUCCAACGAGGAGAUGCUAAUGAACACCCUUAUAAACAUACUGAUUGGCGAGAAAAACAUAGGCUUGAAAACGCAGGCGUUUGAAGCCAUCAAGAUUUUGAUCGACCCAAACAACCUGGUCGAGUCGAACAACAAGCUGAUCAACGAUAGCGUCAACAUCAGCGAGCUAGUCGACGACUCCUUUUUCAGCGACUUCUACGAAAAGUCGGCACUCAAGCUGUUCCAGCCGAUAAUCACCAUCAUCGAGGACGACAAAACCCCGCCAGACGCGGCGUACAGCAGAGAAGACUUGGUCACCCUCGAGGACCUCUGCGAGCUUCUCGGGUUCAUUUCCAAGUUUCACGACUCUGUAUUUAGCCGGUCGUUUAUCCUCGAAAACCACCUGUUGAAGGGCAUCAACAAGCUCAUCGCCCCGCGUUUCAAGUACCAGUUGCGUUUGAGCGCUGUGCGCUGUUUGCGCAACAUCGUCUUGCUCAACGAUGAGUUCUACACCCGCUACAUCAUUGAGAACGACAUACUCAGCGGCUUCAUGCAAAUUCUGCACGAAUCUAACGACUACAACAACCUCGUCAACUCCACCUGUCUCAACUUCCUAAACAUCGUCAUCGAGAACCUCGAGGUGCCCAACUUUCAGCUCUUGCGCAGGUAUCUUGCCGACAACUACCACGAUAUCCUAAAGGGGAAUUUUCUCGGCGUUAGUCUCUUGGCGCUCCCACAGCCGCCCUCCGAGCCGGGCGAUGCAGCCACAGACAACAACGGCGACGAGGACAACGAUACUGAUGUGUCUACCGCCAACCUCGAGCCGGCUAAUCCUCCAUCAUCGUCGUCAACUUCAAGUAACAAGGGUAAGCGGGCACUGGAGACUGAGGAGCAAGCUGACUCCGACGCCCACGGCGGAAUGACCGGCCUGCAUGACGGGAUAGGGAACAGCGACAAAAAGAAGAAAAUGUCAACCUAGCGACAGAAUGCCAAAGCGGGGAAACUUGUGGGGUCGCUCUGGGGCCCCCAUAAAAGGAGGGCUGUUUGUGCUGACGGGCCUGUCAAGACUCUCUGAAGCCAGCAACUGUUAGAUAUGUACUCUGCGGAUCACAAGAUUCAACACAGAAACACGAUGGAGAAUCACGAAUAUUUUAAAGUAUGGCAGGAGGGCCUUUUCCAGGGAAAAGCGUGCCUUAUCACAGGCGGGUCUGGAACAAUAUGCAGACAGCAGGCAGCGGCGUUGAUGAAGCUCGGAUGCUCGGUGUCCAUUGUCGGAAGAGAUCAGGAAC